Molecule: messenger RNA, 170 nt
Organism: Racocetra persica
Lineage: Eukaryota; Fungi; Glomeromycota; Glomeromycetes; Diversisporales; Gigasporaceae
Source: the annotation of a GenBank genome assembly
AGCUUCAAACUUUAAUAUAUCUUAUCAAAACUACUCAAGACCAUAACACUUAUCUUCAAUAUGGUGUAUAUAUUGAAUCUUGUGCUAAAAGACUAGGUUGGCAUGAAGUUCUAGACUAUACAUUAUAUGAACCAUUGGAAUUAAUUGAAGCAAAAAAAAGGAUCACAAAU